AAAGUACAUCACCUAUGCAACUGUAUACCAGCUCGUCGUAUCUGGAGACUCAUGGGUUUGUGGUAUAUCAGUGGCCAUGCCCGCGACAUCAAAUACAAUAGGUACUAUAUGGUCUAGCCACGGGCUUACUCGUUUUCCAUGCCUCACUGCCUUGUUUCUAAGGGACAUUCAUGGCACUGAUGGGCACCGUGUUGGCCGAUAUAGUCCUCAUCAUCGCAACGUGGGUAUGCACAUUCCACUGUGUCAGAAUCCAACGGAGAACGCGACUAUGGUCGCGUUCAUCGCUUGGCUUCUAUUCAGAGAUGGAAAUGUCUACUUCCUUGCGAUGUUUUCUCUCAAUACCGUCGUUUGUGUAAUUGGCAUGUGGUCCGACAAUCUUAGCUGGCUUGGUGAUCUGAACUUUCCCCUCCAACUGGUCCUGGUGACUCGGCUUUUGAUCAAUUUGCGCGAGUUGUCCCGGUCUGGGGAUGACAUCAUUAUAGGAUCUCAGAGCACAUCCGCUGGGAGCCAUGGGCCUUCUGAUCCUGCCAUCGAAGUUUCGACAGUUAGGUUCCAUGACGGUAGCACUCUCAGAGACGAGGAAGAAACACGUGACAAUCAAACGGAGACAGGAGGCAACGACGCCACUGAUGACACCCCCAGAUGGUUGCCAGCUACAGCAUAGCUGUUGCGACCUAAGGAGCGGAUAACAAGAGGUCUUUGUGCUAUGUAUGGAGUGAAAAAUACACACGCCUUCGUCGUAGUCCCUUGUGAUCGUAAUAUACAUUGCAAAGAUGCUGUGUAUAACUUAGCGUGUAGAAGAACAAGAACGAAAGCGACGU
Messenger RNA from Fomitopsis serialis, 821 nucleotides. RefSeq lists its product as uncharacterized. Bases 77 to 664 code for a protein of 195 amino acids. NCBI's taxonomy places the organism in Eukaryota, Fungi, Basidiomycota, Agaricomycetes, Polyporales, Fomitopsidaceae. The transcript is spliced from 7 exons. The record is from RefSeq and is a predicted model, not a curated record.